UCCAGGCCAGAGCGCAGGCUCAGCCUGCCUUACCCAGCAGGACGGCAAAGGGUCACUCAAAAGUUGCUGCAGCUGUGCCUUGUCCGGUGGCUGCUGGUGGCUCCCCACCGGAUUUUCCUGGAUUUUCCUUCUCCCUCUCUCUCUCUCUCUCUCCACAGAGCGCUUCCCCAGAGCAGUCUGCUGCUAAAACCUCAUCUCAAGCCGGGCUGCCACUUCACACAGGAGGGCUUUUGCCCGUGACAGUGUGUUUGCCAACAUGGCUCCCAAAAAGAAGAUUGUCAAAAAGAACAAAGGAGACAUCAAAGAGAUGACUAUAAUUGUAGAAGACAGUCCCCUAAACAAACUGAAUGCUUUGAAUGGGCUCCUAGAGGGAGGCAAUGGCCUCAGCUGCAUUUCUUCUGAAUUAACAGAUGCUUCUUAUGGCCCCAACCUCUUGGAAGGUUUAAGUAAAAUGCGGCAGGAGAGCUUCCUCUGUGACUUAGUCAUUGGUACCAAAACCAAAUCCUUUGAUGUUCAUAAGUCAGUGAUGGCUUCAUGCAGUGAGUAUUUUUACAACAUCCUAAAAAAAGACCCAUCAACUCAGAGGGUGGAUCUUAAUGACAUCUCCCCACUAGGCCUGGCUACUGUCAUUGCAUAUGCCUACACUGGUAAGCUGACUCUCUCCUUGUAUACAAUAGGAAGCAUUAUUUCUGCUGCUGUUUAUCUUCAGAUCCACACUCUUGUAAAGAUGUGCAGCGAUUUUCUGAUAAGAGAUAUAAGUGUUGAGAAUUGCAUGUAUGUUGUUAACAUUGCAGAAACAUACUCCCUGAAAAACGCAAAAGCAGCGGCCCAGAAAUUUAUCCGGGAUAACUUCCUGGAAUUUGCAGAAUCAGAUCAGUUUAUGAAGCUUACAUUUGAACAAAUUAAUGAACUUCUUAUAGAUGAUGACUUACAGUUGCCUUCUGAGAUAGUAGCAUUCCAGAUUGCAAUGAAAUGGUUAGAAUUUGACCAAAAGAGAGUGAAGUAUGCUGCAGAUCUUUUGAGCAAUAUUCGUUUUGGUACCAUCUCUGCACAAGACCUGGUUAAUUAUGUUCAAUCUGUACCAAGAAUGAUGCAAGAUGCUGAUUGUCACAAACUUCUCGUCGAUGCUAUGAACUACCACUUACUUCCAUAUCAUCAAAACACAUUGCAAUCUAGGCGAACGAGAAUCCGAGGCGGAUGUCGAGUCCUUGUCACUGUUGGGGGACGCCCAGGACUUACUGAGAAGUCCCUUAGUAGAGACAUCUUAUAUAGAGACCCUGAAAAUGGAUGGAGCAAGCUUACAGAAAUGCCAGCCAAGAGUUUUAAUCAGUGUGUGGCUGUAAUGGAUGGAUUUCUUUAUGUGGCAGGAGGAGAAGACCAGAAUGAUGCCAGAAAUCAAGCCAAGCAUGCAGUCAGCAAUUUCUGCAGAUACGACCCCCGCUUCAACACCUGGAUACACCUGGCCAAUAUGAACCAGAAGCGCACGCACUUCAGCCUGAGCGUGUUCAACGGGCUGCUGUACGCCGUGGGCGGCCGCAACGCCGAGGGCAGCCUGGCCUCGCUGGAGUGCUACGUGCCCUCCACCAACCAGUGGCAGCCCAAGACGCCCCUGGAGGUGGCGCGCUGCUGCCACGCCAGCGCCGUCGCCGACGGCCGCGUGCUGGUGACCGGCGGCUACAUCGCCAACGCCUACUCGCGCUCGGUGUGCGCCUUCGACCCGGCCACCGACUCGUGGCAGGAGCUGCCGAACCUGAGCACGCCCCGAGGCUGGCACUGCGCGGUCACGCUGGGCGACAGGGUGUACGUGAUGGGGGGCAGCCAGUUGGGGCCGCGCGGGGAGCGCGUGGACGUGCUGACGGUGGAGAGCUACAGCGCCGCCGCCGGCCAGUGGAGCUACGCGGCGCCCCUGCUGGUGGGCGUGAGCACGGCGGGCGCCUCGGCGCUGCACGGGCGCGCCUACCUGGUGGGGGGCUGGAACGAGGGCGAGAAGAAGUACAAGAAGUGCAUCCAGUGCUUCAGCGCCGAGCUCAACGAGUGGACGGAGGACGACGAGCUGCCCGAGGCCACCGUGGGCGUGUCCUGCUGCACCCUCUCGAUGCCCAACAACGUGACUCGGGAAUCCCGGGCCAGUUCGGUGUCUUCUGUGCCCGUCAGUAUCUGAUCCCAGGUAGAUGCCUGGACGCAGGGCAGGGAGAACACGUCAUUCACAAGGUUAACCUUUGAGUUCGCGAAAAGGAAAAUAUGUAACAUUUACUACACUGAUUGUAAUUUGAAAUGCAUCGAGGCGUAUGUCUUUGGUUUUAAAUUCCUGGUAUGGCAUAAUCUACCUCUGUGUCUUUUUCUUUCUCUCUUUUUUUUUUUUUUUUAAAGCAAAAUACUGGGCCAUAGCCAACAAAAGAAAUAGAAUUUAUGUCAGCGGCCACUGGGUGGCAGACGGAGUUCGUUGCAGGCCCUCACCCAAAAAGGCUUGCUUCCUAAAUGUAUAGCGGUUACGCCCACAUUUGAGAUUUUUUUCUUCUGCAUUUGGUACACGUGAGGCUUCUGUGAGUAAGCGAUUUCACGUUCAAAAGUUUAUUUCCUUCUCCUUUUUUAUCUUUAGGAGUUGAAACGCUCCUUUAUAGGUUUUAUAUAUUUAAAAAUGGAAAUUGUCUAUAACCAUGUAGACGUAAGAUUUAAUUCAAAGUCUCAACACAGUUUUCCCUCCAUACUUGACUGAGUAAAGAAUUUGGAAAGACAUCCCAUGACAUAGAACUUAAUUCUGACCGACAAGGAAUAGGGAUAUGACACAGGGACUGUCAAGUUGAUACCUUUGUGACAGCAUGUUUCCCCUCUUCCUCCAUGCCUCAGGCCCCCAGGGUAUCUUCUAUGAAAAAAUAAAUCCUGGGUUCGGCGCCUGUAGCUCAGUGGGUAGGGUGCCUGCCCACAUACACUGAAGUUGGCAGGUUCGUGCCCGGCCCGGUCCUGCUAAACGACAAUAACAACUGCAACUAAAAAAUAGCCAGGUGUUGUGGUGGGCGCCUGUAGUCCCGGCUACUUGGGAGGCUGAGGCAAGAGAAUCAGGUAAGCCCAGGAGUUUGAGAUUGCUGUGAGCUGUGACACGACAGCACUCUACUGAGGGGAAACUGACAUUAGUUCUUUAAUUAUAAUGUAAAUGUAAGUCAUUUUGUUGUUUCUCCUAGAAGUAUUCACAUGUUAUCCCUUGUUCACUAUUCAAGAGAUUUUAAGUAUCUUGGGAGCCUUAUCUUACACCAACAUGUUUCAAGGCAAUCUUGACCUAAUGUGAGCACUGGGAUGAUUACCAACUAAAACUAUUUCCUUAAGGAUCAUUAACUUAAGGCUUAAAUAGCCUGAAAGUUGUACAACCAGUAAUGACAAUUUGAUUUGUCCACUCUUUUAUAUGGUAGGAAUGAAGGAAACAUUUAGAAUUCUUAGAUCUGGCAAUAACUGGGUGAAUGGGUUCUCCUGGUGGUAAAUGCCUUUGUUUCCAUAUUGUGUAUCAGUCCUCUUAAUUUUAGUUAAAAAUCUAACACAUUCAUUUCACAUAGAAAUAUUAAAAGAAUAUAUGCCCUUUCUGUCCUAUUUUUGUUAACCUCAUCUGCUCCAAUUAGCUUCGUUAAUCAGAGUGUAGCCACUUGAUAUCAUUUUUUUCUUACGUUCUAGCCAACUUUUGGGGAAAGAGAAUGAUUGUAGUAAAUGAUACAUGUUUUCCUUUAUUGUAAUUUAUCACUUUAUUCUUUGAUAGCUUAUUUGUUUUGGAGAGGAAGUGGCCUACCAGUUAUGGGUUAUGUGCAAUUGGGUUUUGAAAAAUAAACUAUUUAAAGGUUAUAAGGUAUGUGGAAAUAUAACUUGAUUUUCAUUAAUCCUAUCCUCUCCCACCUUGUGUAGAUGGCUUAUUGAUGGAAUUAUGAUAUUUAUAUCUAAAGCAUUUUGUUCGAACUGUGAAAAGUGGUUCAUAUAGUACACUUUGUGGAACAAUUUUAUGUUAUUACCCCUUAUGAAAAGUUCAGUGUCUGGGUAUUUAAUGUUGUAACACCCAGAUAAAGGCUAUAAACACUAUAAAUUAAGAACAAUACAUUAUUAAUCCAAAAACCCUGGGCUACUUUCUUACCCCAGGCAGAGAAUGAGGAGUUUUACCAAGUAUAAGGCAGAUCUAAAGGCACCUGCUCUUUUGACUCCUUAUACCCUCAGGCUGGAAAAUAAAGCUUUGUGAGAAACUACUAUUUUAUGGACCAAGUUAUUUACCAAUGAUGCAGUUUGUACAAGCAUAUAACCUUUUGUCUUGGCAGCAGCAUUGGUAAAAUUAACUUGUCAUUUUUUUAUCAUUUUGGACCCAACUUGCAAAGCCUAUGUGAGGUUUACUGUAACAUCUUUUACCUUGGUAUGUGUGUAUCUGGUUCAUUACCUCGGUAUAUGUAUAUAUGUGAGUAUAUCUAUAUACACACACAUGCACACACACUAUGCUUAUACAACUGGAAAGUCUAUAGUGGUAAUCUUGAAAGGAAAAAAUGCUUUUUUAUGGAUUAGAGAUCACAAGUGAGAAAAUAGAUGUAAUUCCUGGUGCACACUAAUAGAUGUGGCUCCCCUUGAAAUCUUAGAAGAAUUAUGUAAACAGGAGGAUCUAGAGCUUGAAAUGAAAUAAGAAACAAUUGAAAGAAACAACCAAUUGUAACAUUAUGUGAUGGAAGAAUGAGCAGAGGAUUUUUCAUCUGUUGAGGUUUGAUAUGAUAGGUUGUGCAAAAACCUGACAGUGGCUUUCUGGAGAUGAAACUGGAACAUAUUAGAGCUGAAUAAAUCAUUUAAAAUGACCAUUUAAUGUAUUUUCUGCGUCAUUUAUCUGAAGACUCAGAAAAUACAGAUAUUUGAGCUUACCAGAAUCCCGGGUACAUUGCUGUCUAUCUUCUGUAUUAACAGUUACGUCAAUAAAGACGCAUAUGAAUGUGGAAUGCUAGAACUUCUCUCCUAACACAUUAGUGGGGGGCAUGGAAUGUAAAAGCUGGUGACAGUUUCAUAAUCUCGAAUAUUUGGCACUGCUAAUUGAACGACACAGAAGUAAGCAGAAUCAAAACAAGGUGUAUCACCUUUCAUGUGCAAAUGAAACGUAUUCUUUAACCCAACUAUUGAAGCAGUUGCUCCUAGAAAACAUGACAGGUACUCCAUGUUUCCCAACUGGAAAGUUUUUAUUAUGUUUUAAGCUUGCAUUAAUUACACUCCCAGGUCUCAGGAUCCAACCAUACGCUUCCUUUUUUAUUUUCUUUAAAGGACUUGUUAUUUUUAUAAUGCCUGCGUCUUAUGGUUAAAUAAAAGCACUCGUUCAAUGUAUUGGAGAAACAGCAUGUUACCCAGCAGCUGAAAUAAUAAAACUCCAGCUUCCCUUUUCUGAAUGGGCCAAAGACCUGAUAAGAAAGUCUCCAGGAAGCCAGACGUUUAUGUAGUUUAUGUAGUUUAGAGAGGCUUCUGCUGCCAGGGAGCCAUCCCUGGUGUACUAGUUGCUUUCAGCACAUUGAAUGAGUUUGAUGAUUCUACUUCCUAUAUUGUAAAAAUGGUUGUCAAUAGGUCAGUGAAGUACAGGUUAAUAUAAUUUAAAAUAAUGGUUAGAUGGUAGUGGAGUGCUGCGAGUGAGGAGGUAUACUGGAGGUAAUAAGGAAGUGAGUACGGAGUGAUUCUGUGGUUUAAGGCAGAGCAGCAAUCGCGGUAAGUGCAUUUUGCAGGCAUUCAUGUCAAUAGAAGUUUACAUGGAAACAGGAAAUAUAUAAAUACAAGAGGUCAUGUUGGUGGUGGUGGUGGUUGCCCUGGCCAAGUGUCUUCAGAAUUUUUCCAAGUUAUCAGAUGAAAGAAACUAAAAUCACUUCAUUUGUUUUUUCCCUUAGCUGCAAUCACAUGAAUUUGCGUAAUCUAUGAAUGAGUUAGAUCCCCAUCCCAGCCACUAUUCUCAAGCUCAAGGCAGCAUUAAAGGGAAUUACCUCUCAGUACUUCUUUUCAUACUAAUACAAAAUAUUGCACUAUUUCCUCCUUCAUGAGUAAUUAUGAAAACUAAAGACUCUAAAAUAUCAAAACUUUACCCUCCGAGACAUUCAGGGGGUAAAUAACCGUUUAAUAUUCCCCCCUCAGAGGAAUUUGAAAUAAAAUACUUACUUUGGGUAUUCCUAAAACAAGUAUUUAUUCAGCACAUUUGGGGUAAAUACUUUUGCUUUCUAAAAACAUUCUGGUACUGUGUAGUGAACAGCAAACAGAAAUGUAUGUAGUGUUACUUUGUAAUCUCACACUGUCAAUAAAGUUGCAUUCAGUGAGAGCUUAGUCAAUGACUCGAUGUAGGCAGUUUUGAAGUAUCCUUUCUGUGAUGAUUGGAGUGUUUUUUUUUCUCUAUGUAGUUUUCAUGAUGAUCCACCUAUACACAACAAAAACAAUAAAAUGAUAAAUAAUUGGGGAAAAAAGACUAGUAAAAGAAAAGGUAUAAAAUCAGUAAAGAGAGACUUACUUUGUAACUCAAAUGCCAGCUCAACUCUGGCCUAGCUCAGCCCUGACCAUUUAGAUUAAGUGUGGUUUCUAGUCUCGUUUCAGCCUUGCCGAUGGCCAACCUGGCACGGACUCAAGUGCAUCAUCAUUCACCAUUAAACAACAUGUCAGGAAAUAGGAUCGUAUUGCUGUUCAAGACACAUCCUCACAGCCUUUCUCUUCCACCUCACCCUUCCAAACAAGCCAAAGAACUGUAACCAACAAGAGGUGGUCAACCUUAUAUCUAAGUUAGUACUUAAAUAGUAACAUCCCAUUGAAGACAUAAUAUCUAGAAAAUUCUACGUGGCAGCAAUACUUUUCUUAAACUUCUCCAAGCCCCAUAACCAUGUAAACAAACUAUACUAGCCCCAAACAGAAACCAGCUGAUACCACAAUCUCAGUUUUGCUCGUAUCAACCAGGUGUCCCAGAGUUUCUUUACAUUUUCUUUAAACUCUCAUGUAACUCCAAGCUUCCCUCCUGGUUUCAAGCCUCCUCACCUACCCAUUGAUCCAUCUAUUCAAUUCAUGACAUGUAGAAUUAUUUAAUGACACUAAUUAACAUCUAAGGUAUUCUAGGAUGUAUUGAAAGGAACGCCAUUUUGCACAUCAUAUUUUUGGCAAGUUUGGUAGAAAGACUACAGCAGUGAUUUUCAAUCAGCAGGCCAUGAAAAACUGGUGUGCCAUGAGAGGAUCUUAGGUGAGCUGUGAAAAUUUGUAGUGGCAAUUAAUUAAAUUAGUUUUGAAAGAAGUGCAAAGCACAGGAAGUAUUUUUUUUAUUCUUUUUUAAAUCAACAUAAUUUAAAUGUGCUAUGGAAGAUUACCUAGAUGUUCAAGUGUGCUGUGAAAUGAAAAAGGUUGAAAAACACUGGUCUAAAGGAAUGCUUGAAGUAUAGUAGGAGAUCAAUAUUUUAUGUGAAAUAAGUGAAGAUGAAUGAGUGAAUGAAACAAUAAAGCCAUCGUGACUUAC
Molecule: messenger RNA, 7459 nt
Organism: Nycticebus coucang (slow loris)
Lineage: Eukaryota; Metazoa; Chordata; Mammalia; Primates; Lorisidae
Gene: KLHL31
Product: kelch like family member 31
Exons: 3
Coding region: 257-2161 (634 amino acids)
Biological process (GO): negative regulation of protein phosphorylation
Cellular component (GO): cytoplasm; nucleus
Molecular function (GO): protein binding
Source: RefSeq, a predicted model, not a curated record